CUGUGUGCUGAGCUGGGUAAAAGACGCGGGGAAGAGUUCCGCCUGAACAUUUCGGCCAAGAAACUUGGAGGCGGAGCAGGCGCCUAGUACUUGUCCCGGUCCGUGUUGCCGAGAGUAACCAAGAACAGCUACGAUGAUUCGUGGUUUGGUGUGUUUAUGUCUCCUAUCCUCUACUGUGCUAGGCCAGCAGGGGCCAGCAUAUUUUAUUUCUGUCCCCAACCUGCUGAAAGUUGGUACAGAGGAGACUGUGUCAGUCAACGUCUUCAAUGUGGCCAACCCUGUACGGGUGAAGGUUUACCUUCAGGACUACCCAGACAGAAAAACCACCUUCUCACAGGCAGAGGUCGAUGUCAGCCAAGAUGAGCCCAGUCUGGUGACAGUGAGGGUGAAUCCUGACAACCUACCGGAGAGCAGGGCCACCAAGCGUUAUGUCUACGUGGUGGCCAAGUCCGACGAUCCGCAACUCACCUUCCAGAAGGAGGCACAAGUGCUGCUGAGUAACCAACAAGGCUAUGUCUUCGUGCAGACCGACAAGCCUAUAUACACUCCCAACCAGAAAGUGAAGAUGAGAAUCAUGCCUCUUGACCAGGACAUGACCCCAGCAAGCCAGCCUGUAAAACUGGAAAUUUUGAAUCCCCAGGGAAUCAUUGUUGAGCGGAAAACCUUCCCAGGGUCGGCAACUGGCUUCAUCGCGGAAACCUUUGACUUCCCAGCAUUCCCCCUGUUUGGAAACUGGACUGCUAUUGCCCACUAUGGUCCAGAGAUGCAGCUGAAUGUAUCUACACAGUUUGAAGUCAGGGAAUAUGUGCUGCCCACCUAUGGUGUGAGAAUCAUCCCGUCCAAUCCCUACAUCCUACCUGAGGAUGAUGUCAUCAGUGGAGAGGUGGAGGCACUCUAUACUUAUGGAAAAGGUGUGGAUGGUUUCCUGGACGUGAAGUUCGGUAUAGUUGACCAGGAGGGAAACAGACAGCUCUUUGCACAGCUGCAAACAGAGGUGAAUGAUGGAUUUGGUUUCUAUGAAAUCGACACACAAAGAAUCAAGGAUCUUGACCUGUGGUUCCCUGAAGGCAGUCGGUUGUACUUAGAGGCGUCUGUGACAGAAGAGGCAGGGGGUCUGCGAGAAAUGGCGGUUCUCACAUCCGUCAGGUUUGAGACAUCACCGUUUAAGAUUGGCUACGACCUGACAGCGGCGUAUUUCAAGCCAGGCUUACCAUUCCUUGUCAAGCUUACUCUGACGUAUCCGGAUACCAAACCAGCCGAGGACAUUCCAGUCCGAGUUUCCGCCACUGCGAUUAUUCCCGGUCAGGACCCUGUCGUUAUUCUGGGUCGUAACAACGAGCACAACAGCGACACGACCAAUCAGUACGGGCAGGCCAGCUUCACGGUCGACGUGCCUCCAGGAACACAGACAUUAACUGUCACGGCCAAGACGGAGCAGGUGGGUCUGCCCCCAGCGCACCAGGCGCAGGAGGAUUACGAGGCCACGCCGUACCAGUCUCCGUCCGGGAGCUACCUCCUGGUGCGCGUGCUCCAGCGCGGUCCCAUCCCCGUGGACGAGGCCAUCGACGUGGAGGCGGUCGUCACCAAACAGAACGACAUCCAGAGCUACAACUACAUGGUGGUGACGCGGGGACAGGUGACGCUGCAGGGGAAGAUCGUACGACAAGGCGGCGUGCUGAAGACGAUAACGUUCCGUACGUCUGCGGUGAUGGCGCCAAUCUCGCGUCUCAUCGUGUACUACAUCAACCUUCAGGGGGAGGUGGUGGCAGACUCCACCCUACUGGAGGUCGAAAAUGUCUGCAGAAACAAGGUUACCGUGUCUUCAACUGACAAUGUAGAACCACAGGAACAGGCCAACAUUGAGGUGAACGCCGACCCCAACUCACUGGUGGGACUGCUGGCUGUGGACCAGGCUGUCUACCUGCUCAAUAACUACAACAGACUCACUUCUCAGAAGAUGUUCCAGGCCAUGGCUAAAUAUGAUCAAGGAUGUGGCCCAGGAGGGGGACAGGACAGCGCAAAUGUCUUCAAGGAUGCUGGUGUAACUGUGCUGACCAACACCCAGCUGUCGCCUGCAGUUCGCAGCAAUGCAGGCUGUGCAAGUCAGUCACGCAGGAAAAGGGACCUGCAAAACUCACUGGAGGCAAAAGUAAUGGAGUACAACGAGACUCUCCAGCCUUGCUGCAUGGCAGGCCAAAAGUGGGAUCCUCUGGGCCGGUCCUGCCUCCAACGUGCCAAGCUGAACUCCACGUCGCAGGACGAGUGUUACUUCACCUUCCUGACGUGCUGUAACCACGCACGCAGCCUGCGCCGGCUGGGACGCGGGCGUGGCCGGAUGGGAGGCGGCGGCGGCCUUCUCGAUAUCGACAUCGACGAAGACGAGUCACAGCUCGUCGCGCGUACGGAAUUCCCAGAAACCUGGAUCUUUGAAGACGUCCAAGUGGACGAUGGAGGUCACGCCGUUGUUCCUGUGACAGUUCCGGGCAGUAUCACCACCUGGAUCAUCCAAGCUGUGGGCAUCUCCACCACAAAUGGCAUGUGUGUGGCCAAACCCUUCCGCAUGAAGUCCUUCAAAAAGUUCUUCAUCCAUCUACAGCUGCCGUACUCCAUCAUCAGGGGGGAGCAAGUUGCCGUCCGCGCAACGAUAUUCAACUACGACCAACAGGACCUGAGGGUGAAUGUGUACCUGCAAGGUGUGGAGGGUGUAUGUUCUGGAGCGAGGGCAGGAGAGAGAAGCGAGAGGAAAACACUCUUCAUCAAGGGCAACGACGCUGCCUCCGUCCUAUUUCCCAUCAUCCCUCUGGAGGUCGGAACGUUUCCGAUCCGUGUUCUCGCCUUCAGCACUGCCGCAGGAGGGGACAUUGUCGAAAAGUCACUACAAGUUAUUCCGGAGGGAGUUGAGAGGAGGUUGGUGAGGUCCAUCUUCGUGGAUCCGAAGGGGCGAGCACGAGACAGGAAACGGGAGGGGGAGGAGGAGGUGGCACUUCCUACUGAACAUGACGUUGACCCUGACAAUGGACUACAGUUUGAUGUUGUGGACGUACGCCUGCCUCCAGAGACCAUUGAAGGAUCAGAGCAAUGUGCCGUCAGUGUCAUGGGUGACAUCAUGGGCCCAACCAUCACUACCACCAUCGGGGGCCUGGGAACCCUCCUUCGCCUGCCAACGGGCUGCGGAGAACAGACCAUGAUUAAGCUGGCGCCCAACGUCUACGUCCUCAGCUACCUGCACUGCACCGAUCAGAUCACUAAAGAUGUGGAGGAGAAGGCAUACGACUUCAUCAGGCAAGGCUACAACAGACAACUUACCCACAGGCGAGCUGAGGGGUGUUUCUCUGUGUGGGGCCAGAAUAACAGAUAUCCCUGCAGCACUUGGCUGACAGCAUUUGUGAACAAAGUGUUCUGCCAGGCUAAGAAGUUUGUCACCAGUAUAGAUGAGGAAGCUGUGUGUAAAGCCACAGAGUGGCUCCUUAGCACACAGAGGGAGGACGGAGCUUUCAAAGAGGUGUACAAAGUCCAUCACAGGGAGAUGACGGGUGGUGUACAGGGAGAUGCGUCUAUGACAGCAUUUGUGCUCAUUUCUCUGCUGGAAAACUGUGAAUGCCCCAUAGCUGAACGCAGCAUUGCGAUUGAGAGAGCCACCUUGUUCCUAGAGAGACAGCUAGACAAGCUGAAGCGUCCGUAUGUCAUCGCCAUAGUAACGUACGCGCUCCAUUUAGCCGACAGUCCCGUCAAAGCUGCCGCCAAUGAGAAGCUCAGAAGUAUCGCCAAGUAUGAUGAAGGUACAAACUCCCGUUACUGGGAAGCUGACGCCUCCAGCCUCGGCGGCGGGCAGCAGCCCUACUGGUACACACGGAAGCCCAGUGCCAUCGCCGUGGAGACGACAGCGUACGCACUGCUGACACAGAUGCACAUCGGAGACGUCCAGUACAGUAACCCCAUCGUGGUCUGGCUCACUCAGCAGCGCAACAGCGCAGGGGGCUUCGUGUCAACUCAGGACACAGUGGUUGCCCUCCAGGCUCUGGCCUCCUACUGUGGCAGCACCAAGGUCGACCCAACACAGUUCACCUGUCAGAUGACCUCCGACAACGACCUGGACUAUAACGAGGAGAUUCACGUGGAUGAAGACAAUGCCUUGAUCAAACAAGAAAAAACUGCACCUGUUGGAGGAAAGUUGUUCCUGAGUACAAGUGGGACUGGCAUCGGACAGAUGCAGGUGGAGGUUCGUUACCAUACGCCGGACGUUCACCGGGAGCGCUGCCUGUUCGAGGUUGUCGUGACAACAGAAGAGGCGGAAGGUCCAGUGGAACCCGAGGAGGAACCCGAGGACGGGCAGGAGGGAGACGAGGACUACCCGGACUAUGACGGAGAACUGGACGCACGGGAAAGGAGCGCGUUCAGCUCACGGUCCCGGAUCGGAGGCUUCCUGCAGAACCCGAGACGGUCGCGUAUUGCGCGUCAAGCAGAGGACGAUGACCAAAGCCAGUUCUUUAUUCGGGUUAGAGUCUGCACCAGCUACCGAGGCCAGCGGGCUGCAUCCAAUAUGGCCAUCAUGGACAUUGGUAUGUUCUCUGGUUUUGAACCAGUCAAGCAAGACCUGGAACAGCUGUUGAACCGAGCUGGGGAGAAAGCUGUCCAGCGUUAUGAGACCACAAAUCGAGCAGUUCUGUUGUACUUCGACGAGAUUACCUCAGAAGAGAUUUGUGUGAGCAUUCGCUUGAAACGGGUGAUGGCGGUAGGGGCUGUCCAGCCUGUACCAGUCAGUGUCUAUGAUUACUACCAACCAGAUGAUGCCUGUACGACAUUUUACCAUCCCAGCCAGGGCAGCCCUCUGUUAGCCACACUAUGUGAGGGCAGUCAGUGUGUCUGUGCUGAAGGGAAGUGUCCCAAGGAGACCUCCCCUAAGAAACUGAGGGAGUUGACUCAACGAGACCUGGAAGAGAAGGCUUGCAACGACCUUGACUACGCUUUCAGGGUCAUUGUGAUGGAAGUGCGAGAGGAGGGCAGUUUUGACCGGAUCAGCGUGAUUGUGGAAAGCCCCAUCAAGAAAGGACUGGAUGAUGUGUUUGAGGGAGAGGAGCGCGUGUUUUGGAAACGAAAGACCUGCUCCGGCCUUCAGCUUGUAGAAGGGACCACCUACCUACUGAUGGGGAAGGAUGGGACCAAGUACACCGAUGAGAAUGGCUUGGACAGCUUCAGGUAUGUGAUCACUGAGCAGUCGUUUGUGGCCGAGUGGCCGACUGGGGACAAGGCAGCGAGGAAGAAGUACAAGCGAGUGGUGGACAAGUUCCAGCAACUGGCAGACAAGAUCUUCCUGCAGGGAUGCACCACAUAGACCAACAUCAGUUUGUUCCCAAGGUUGAUGGCAAGCAGUUUCAAUUUUUGGACCAUUGACACCGAAUUCUCCAUCUUUGAUACAAUUUGAUCAUCCUAUACUGAUACUAUAGGUUGAUUAAUUUUUUAAGUGGUUUUUAAUUUGCUGUAGGAGGAAAAUUGAGAUUUUUUUUCAGUACACGAAUUUUAAAUGCACUGUUGAAACAAUCCUGUAGGAUACAGUAGUAUAUUAGAGCCAUUUUUGCAAAAUGUCGCAUAUUUGUAGAGGAGAUAGCCGUCACCAGGAAAAGUGCAAAAAUAUAACCAGCAGAAAAAUGUGAAGAUUUAGUCGUAGAUCAUAAUCAUCAAUCACAAGGAAAAGUCUUUUUUUUAGUCUUCAAUUGAAGAUUUCCAUGUAUAUUGUUUUCUGAUAUAAAUGUUCGUUGAAUUAUGUCAAUGACCAUUUGUUUUUCUAGCUUUCAAGCUUCAUGAUCAAGUAUGCCCUAUGGCUAUGCUCCUGUAUUUUUGACAGAGCAUCUUUGCUAAGAGAAGGAUGUAAAGAACAGAAAAAAGUUUUCCCUGAAAUGUGCAAUUUUAGAGGCAUCAAGGAGGUUACAGAUCCAGCUUCCUUGGUGGAACAAAAGUUAUAGAAAUAUUGUGCAAUGUUGUGCAUGUAGCUAUUUUUACAGUUGGCUGCAGAAUUCUGCAGCAAUGAAAAUAUGAUAACAGUUGAUAGUGUUGACCAUAGUUGAUGUUAUGGUAGUUGGCCACAGAUCAUCUCUUAUCAUUGAUAUUGAGCUCCUCUGUAUCUUGUUGAUAUUGAGCUUUCUGCUGUUUAUGCUUUCAAUAAAUACACUUGACAAAAA
Messenger RNA from Branchiostoma belcheri (Belcher's lancelet), 6176 nucleotides. RefSeq names its product ophiophagus venom factor-like. NCBI's taxonomy places the organism in Eukaryota, Metazoa, Chordata, Leptocardii, Amphioxiformes, Branchiostomatidae. Gene Ontology annotation, molecular function: protein binding; endopeptidase inhibitor activity. The record is from RefSeq and is a predicted model, not a curated record. The transcript has 38 exons. The coding region runs from base 134 to 5332 and encodes 1732 amino acids. Gene Ontology annotation, cellular component: extracellular region.